AUGUCGAAGUUAGAGCAAUUGGCAAAGCAGAGAAUAAUAUCAAGACAGGAUAAUUCCACGAAGACUAAAGGAUCUAACACACACACCAAAGGUGCUUCUCUAUUAGAUAGGCUGAAAACUUCAAAGAAUGAAAAGAAAACAGAACCUAAACAGAAUCUAUCUGAUAUACUGAAGAAAUCGAAGACUAAUCCUACCGAACAACCGUCUUUAAGUUCUUUAAGUUCCAGAUUGCAUGAUUUACAAUUUAAAAUAGAAAAGGAAAGGAACGUCACAACUAAUGUGAAGAGAAAUGAGAAUGUAGCAACUUUUGAAAUAUCAAAAGUAGAAGAAAAAAAGUCAAAGACGUCUGACUCCGAAGAACUGAAGAAAGUUAGACGUUCUUUAUCAUAUUUUACAGACAUUAAGGAUAAAGAUGUUAUACCGCCAACAUAUUAUAUGACUCCCGUCAAGGAGCCCCAACAACACUGUAUCGAUAAAACAUACAACAACAAUAGUCAUGUCUAUAAUAAAAGAGUACUAGCAGAGCUAGAUUUUGUCUUUUGCCCUUCAGGUAAGAGAAAUAGAAUAGCACAAAAUUUUGCAAAAUUGAGUCCAGACGAUGAGUCCAUUUUGGCUCAAAAAGGUGCAUUUAAGGAUGUUACAAAGAAAAUAGCGAAUCUGUCUAUCAAACCACCAAGGAGGUUACAGAAGAAUGUAGAAAUAAAGGAGACUGUUACGAGAAUCGAUCCACAGCAAUAUAUUACCAAGAAUAAGAUUCAUCCAACUAUAUCAAUUGUUGCUCUCGGUCAUUCAGGUAGCGGUAAAUCCACGUUAAUCGGUAAAUUAUUAUAUGAUCAAGAGUAUUUCAAGAUCCAGGAAGUCAAUGAUUUGAAAAUUAGACUAGAGAGGUCUCAAUAUAGGAAUGAAAAGUACACAUUCUGGUCAUGGUUGUUAGAUUAUGAUAGAAAAACUUCAAAAGUUAUGGAGAAAUCCAUAAGGUCUGAAUUGGUUCAUUAUGGAGGGUAUAAUUAUAGAAUAACUGAUGUUCCUGGAUCCAAAAAUAUGUUAUCACCUGAGCUUUUACGUGUUAUGAGUAACAGCGACGUUGGAUUACUUGUAAUCGAUUGCGAUAUAGAUGGAUUUGAAAAUGGUUUCAACUUAAAUGGUCAAAUAAUUGAACACUGUAUAUUAGCACACUCAUGCGGCAUCAAGAAAUUAAUUAUUGCCAUGAAUAAACUAGAUACUGUUGAUUGGCAUGAGGAAAGAUUCCAAGAUAUUAAAGGAGAGUUACUUCCAUUUCUAAUAAAUAUUGGUUUUGAACGUGAUCAAUUAAAUUGGGUUCCUUGCUGUGGUAUCGUAAAUACAAAGGAAGAUGGUCUCUUCAAACCAAUCUACGAGCAAAUGUGUCCAUGGAAUACUGAAAAGAGAAGUGUAUUUGAAAUUAUUCAGAGUGAGAGCAUUACUCUAAGUAAUUCUAAAAUUACGGAUAUAAAUCAACCAUUAACGGUGACCAUAGAUAAAUCUAAAAUUGGGGACCGAUGUCUUGGCAUAAUAAAGUUUGGUAAUAUCCAAAAAGAUGAUAAUGUUAUCGUUCAGCCAGAGGGAAAAGCCAUUUCUGUCAAAUCCAUAUUUAAACAAGGGAAGUCGGUACCUAUUGCCUUUGUUGGCGACUAUAUCUCCUUGGAAUAUAAACCACACGGAAAGGAUAAAGAAAAUGAUGUUAUAGUAACUGAACGGAAUGUUAUUUCAGCUCCAGAAAAUCCUCAACUGGUAGUGGUAAACCGUGAGAAUGUUGUCCUUGAUAUUGAACUGUUUGACAUAUACGACACACAAGUAUCUGAAGGAACUAAGCUGAAAUUCUUUACAAGUACCAUUGAGCAAGACUUAAAAAUUAAUAAAAUUCUUAAUCGUAGGGAUACUAUUUUAAAGGUGGAAGCCGAAGUUAAUGAAUCAGUUAUUCUAAUUCCAGGACGUAAUGUUGUUAUAUUAAGAAAUAAUAUGAACAGAACUAUUGGUAUUGGUAAAAUCUUACAGUAA
This is a messenger RNA of Maudiozyma barnettii, 2016 nucleotides long. RefSeq lists its product as uncharacterized. The record is from RefSeq and is a predicted model, not a curated record. The transcript has a single exon. Lineage: Eukaryota; Fungi; Ascomycota; Saccharomycetes; Saccharomycetales; Saccharomycetaceae. The coding region runs from base 1 to 2016 and encodes 671 amino acids. Gene Ontology annotation, biological process: translation. Gene Ontology annotation, molecular function: GTP binding; GTPase activity.